This is a messenger RNA of Annulohypoxylon truncatum, 1470 nucleotides long. Its product is annotated as MFS general substrate transporter. Bases 1 to 1470 code for a protein of 489 amino acids. Gene Ontology annotation, molecular function: dipeptide transmembrane transporter activity; allantoate transmembrane transporter activity. The transcript has 3 exons. Lineage: Eukaryota; Fungi; Ascomycota; Sordariomycetes; Xylariales; Hypoxylaceae. Gene Ontology annotation, cellular component: plasma membrane. Gene Ontology annotation, biological process: dipeptide transport; allantoate transport; transmembrane transport. The record is from RefSeq and is a predicted model, not a curated record.
AUGAAAGGCGAGGUCGCCGACGAGGGUAUCGAACUCUUCGACGAAGCCGGUCCUCAACCUAUCUCGCAAGAAGCAAAGGAUGCGGUCAAGCGAAAGAUAGACCUUCACCUUCUCCCCUUGAUGUGCGCCCUGUAUGGACUAAACUAUGUCGACAAAGUCGCCCUUGGUUGGGCUGUCCUCUUCAACUUCCGCCAGGACCUUGGAUUGGUCGGGACAGAGUAUUCGUGGGCUAGUUCGAUGUUCUACUUCGGUUACCUAGUUGCACAGUACCCUGCCAAUUAUAUCCUUCAACGAUGUAGAACGGCUAGAGUCCUGAGCUUGUCUGUUAUAUGUUGGGGAGUGUUGAUGAUCGCUCAUCUUGGAUUGCGCAAUUUCGCCGGUCUGAUGGUCAUCCGUUUUCUCCUUGGUGUUGCUGAGAGCGUUGUUACCCCCGGCUUUGUGCUCUAUACAUCCAUGUUCUACACCAGACGCGAGCAGGUAAUGAGGACUAUGCUCUGGGCAGCGAUGCAGGGAGCUUUCUCCAUCAUAGCCAGUUUAUUAUCGUACGGACUCGGCCAUAUCACAAACACGGCGCUGAAGCCGUGGAUGUAUAUAUUCUUGGUUCUUGGUCUCCUCAGUAUGAUCGUUGGCUUUGCCUGGCUGUUCUUCAUGCCCGAGACGCCAAACAAAGCCAAGUUCCUCGCGCGCGAAGAACAGAUCAUCGCCGUCCAGAGGGUUGCGAAGAAUAUGAUGGGAAUCAAGGGGUACCAGUGGAAGAAUUACCAAAUAUGGCAUGCGAUUAAGGACGUGAAGACCUGGCUUCUCCUUGCAUUUGUCCUUUUUAUCCAGUUGCCAAAUGGUGGAUUGACGAGUUUUGGCUCUCUGGUAAUCUCUGGGUUUGGGUUCGAUUCGUUCAGAACGUUGCUCAUCGGUCUUCCGUCGUCCGUCGUCAGCGCCGGGAGCAUGGUCGUUUGGGGUUUCUUGUCAAUCAAAUACGGCAACCUACGAACGCUUGGGAUGAUCGUUCCACUGUUACCUGCCAUUGCGGGAAUUGCCGCAGUUUAUGGCACGAUAGGCACCGGUGCCAACAAGUACGGUAGAGUUGUCGCAUACUGGCUAAUCAAUUCUUAUGCUGUCACGUGGCCUUUCUGCCUCACAAUUGUCGGGCAGAAUAUCGCGGGUCACACCAAGCGGGCAUUCACGAAUACGCUCCUCUUCGUUGUAUUCGCCGCCGGGAAUAUCGCGGGACCAUUCUUCUUCCGUGAUCAGGAUGCUCCAAAGUAUGUGCUGGCUAUCACGACAAUUUUGGUGUUCUUCUGCGCUGCGUUGCUCUGUGCCAUCGCUCUCCGCUACUACAUGGUUAUGGAGAACAAGAAAAGAGACCGCCAAUUUGGAGCGCUCGAGACAACUCAAGAGAAACUAGACGGCAUGAGGCUAGGCAUGCAUGACAAGACUGAUCUUGAGAAUCCGGACUUUAGAUACGUUUUAUAA